This is a messenger RNA of Peniophora sp. CBMAI 1063, 1560 nucleotides long. NCBI's taxonomy places the organism in Eukaryota, Fungi, Basidiomycota, Agaricomycetes, Russulales, Peniophoraceae. The record is from the annotation of a GenBank genome assembly.
AUGGAGUUGGGCGAGAACGAGAACGCGAAGCUUCUACGGCCCGGGCAGGCAUCGCCUGCCGUUGUCCCGACCGCACCCAUCCGAGAUAAAGGAUCCUCAAGUAGAUACUCGAUAACCAACUUAGAGAUGGAUGGUGCUCUACCGCCUCCUGGUCUCAGGGAGCUCUCAGAAAUCUGCAACAUCAUCACAGAUUCCGUUAAGAUAAUCAGCAACACGCUCACCAGCGCCGGUCUUGACUUCCCAAGUCUCGGCACCCCCUUCACCACUGCGUCUGAGGCCGCUCGCUCGAUCCCUGAAGUUCGGGAUGCAGCAGCAACUAUUGCUGCUGCUGCCGCUCAGCUUGCGGCGACCGUCUGUCCGCCCCCUAUGACCGUGCUUAAGACCGCCAUGCUGUUCAAUGUGUCCGCUGCUCUCAAUAUCGCCUGCGAAGCUCAUGUUGCCGAAAUUAUUCGCACCACGGGGUCGCAGGGACUCGAUGUCGUGGCCAUCUCCAAACCCAGCGGAAUAGAUCCUGCCAAGCUUUCGCGCGUCCUGCGUCUGUUGGUCACAUACAACAUCUUCCAAGAGGUUUCACCGGACGUAUUUGCUCAUAAUCGCCUUUCUGCACUACUUGACACGGGGAAGUCACUCGAAGCUAUUAUUGCCAGCCCCAAACAUAAACAUGAUCAUACCAUGGGGAUUGCUGCGGCUAUUGGUCAUGAGGCGGAUGAGGCUAUGAAGGCCGUUUCUUAUCUCACGGAAGUCGUCUUCGAUCCUGUUGCUGGCCAUGCCAAUGACAUACACAAUCUUGGCUUCAAUCGCGGUCUGCAGACGCCCAGGACAAUGUGGGAGUUCUAUGAUCUACCCGACCAGGAUUUCCGACUGCGUCGGUUUGGUACUGCCAUGGAAGGGACCAAGAAUAUGGCCCCACCGCUGGCUAUUGUCGAAGGUAUUGACUGGACGGCAUCCGGAGAGGAUGCUCUCGUCGUCGAUGUCGGAGGUGGUAUCGGCGCUCAGGCCCUGACAUUGUCGCGGUCAUUCCCCUACCUGAGAUUCGUUGUCCAGGACCGCGAACCGCUCAUGGAAUCGGCGAAGAAGUUUUGGAUGGCAGAGAACCCUGAUGCCCUUAAGUCUGGACGUACACAAUUAGAAGCACAUGACUUCUUUGGACCGCAGAACGUCAAGGACGCCGACAUCUUCCUAAUUCGCAUGAUCCUACACGAUUACCCUCAUCAAGACUGUCUAACGAUUUUGCGACACCUUCGUGCCGCAGCGAAGCGAUCAACUCAGUUGGUAAUUGUGGACAACAUCAUGGCGUAUGCCUGCGAAGAGCCCGCUGCCAAUGAGAUACCUGGUGCUGCUCUCCCUGCACCCCCGGCGCCGCUUCUGCCGAACUUUGGCGAUGCUAAUAGUGUUGCAUACUUGAUGGAUGUUCAGAUGAUGGGUCUCACUGGGGGUGUCGAGCGUACGCUUACGCAGGUUAGAGAUCUUCUAGCUGAAGCAGGCUGGAAAGUUUCUCGCGUUCACCACGGAGCUCCUUUCGUGCUUAGCCAUCAAAAGAUACUGGCCGUCCCUGUUUAG